UUGUCGGCGCGACGAAGUUGUCUUAUAGAGAAGAUCAUCAAAAAACCAGAACAAGGAGGUGGAGAAAUGCAGAGGUACGGUAUAAAUAGUCAUCGAUAGGUGUUUGUGGAUCAUUUGUGUUUCUCUAACCUAUUUUAAGAAUGAGACUGCAAGUUCAAAUCGGUGUUGAAUGUGUCGUUGUGCCUUGUACUCAAGAAGAUAGUGUGCAUAUUGUGGCUAAAAGAUCAAUUGAAAAAUUGCGAAGACUUCGCCCAACUCUAUCUCUAGCUAAUGAUUAUUAUGAGAUUCGAAGAACUGUUGGUAACUCACUUCUUGAUCCUGAAGAUACAGUUAGCGAUGUUCUAAAAGAUGGUGACUUCAUAAUCGUUGGUAAGUUUUGGUUUAUUCAUUUUGAAAACCAAUUUUGACUUUCCAGCCGCAAAUCAUGAAGAGACCGAAGAGGCGAAAGAAGCUAAACGUCAAGAAGAAAUCGAUAAUGCUCGUUUAGAACUCGACAAACUUGAAACCCGUCGUAGAAAGUGAGUGACACAAAUCUCGAUAUUCCCAAUAACACUUUCCUCCAGAGUCUCUUUCGCUGUUGAUCAACUUACUCCAAUGACACUUGCUCCACCAAGCCGUCUUCUUGUUCUUGAUGGAAACAGUCUUUUACCAGAAGAUUUGGUAAGAUGUGAACGUGGUGAAUGUGCAAUCCAAUUAUCGAUUGAUUCCGAAGAUCGGAUCAAAAAAGGAAGAGCUUUUCUUGAAAAAAUUGCUUCUGAGCAUAGAGGUAAUUGAAAUUUAUAAAAUUUUUCAACAAAAAAAAUUAUUUUCAGCUGUGUAUGGUGUGACAACUGGAUUCGGAACAUUUUCAAAUGUUUUAAUCCCACCAGAGAAAAUCAAGCAACUUCAACUGAACCUCAUCAGAUCUCAUGCCACAGGAUAUGGUGAACCACUUGCACCAAAUCGCGCUAGAAUGUUGUUGGCACUUCGAAUAAAUAUUCUGGCAAAAGGUCAUAGUGGAAUAUCUCUGGAUAACAUUAAGAAAAUGAUUGCGGCAUUCAAUGCUUUUUGUGUUUCUUAUGUUCCACAACAAGGAACUGUUGGUUGUUCCGGUGAUCUUUGUCCAUUAGCUCAUUUGGCAUUGGGUUUGUUGGGAGAGGGGAAAAUGUGGAGUCCCGCAACCGGAUGGCAACCAGCUGAUCUUGUUUUGAAAAAACACAAUUUGGAACCUUUGGUGCUUGGACCAAAAGAAGGGUUAGCUUUGAUCAAUGGAACACAAAUGGUUACAGCAUUAGGAGCUUACAGUAAGUUUUUGCUAAACAUCCAUAAGUAAACCUGAAUAAUUAUAGCCUUGGAACGUGCUCAUAACAUUUCCCGACAAGCCGAUGUUAUUGCUGCUUUGUCUUUGGAUGUUUUGAAAGGAACAACUCGUGCAUAUGAUCCAGAUAUUCAUCGAAUUCGCCCACAUCGUGGACAAAACUUGUCUGCACUUCGACUCCGCUCACUUCUUCACUCUGAAGCCAACCCAUCUCAAAUCGCCGAAUCUCAUCGUAACUGUAAAACUGUUCAAGACGCCUAUACUCUUCGAUGUGUUCCACAAGUUCAUGGCGUUGUUCAUGAUACAAUUGAAUUUGUUCGAGAAAUUAUCACUACUGAAAUGAACUCGGCAACAGAUAAUCCACUCGUUUUCGCUGAUCGUGAAGAAAUCAUCAGUGGUGGUAACUUCCAUGGUGAAUAUCCAGCAAAAGCUCUCGAUUAUUUGGCGAUCGCUGUUGCGGAGUUGGCACAAAUGAGUGAGAGAAGAUUGGAGAGACUUGUUAAUAAAGAAUUGAGUGGACUUCCAACCUUCUUGACACCUGAUGGAGGGUUCAAUUCAGGAUUUAUGACUGUUCAAUUAUGCGCAGCUAGUUUAGGUGAGCCAUGAAUUAAUGUUGAAUAACAAUUUUUAAUGUGAAUUUUUUCAGUAUCGGAAAACAAAGUAUUAUGCCAUCCAUCAUCUGUUGAUAGUAUUCCAACAAGUUGCAAUCAAGAAGAUCAUGUUAGUAUGGGUGGAUUUGCCGCAAGAAAAGCAUUGACUGUUGUUGAACACGUUGAGGCUGUUCUAGCUAUGGAAUUAUUGGCAGCUUGCCAGGGAAUUGAAUUUUUGAAGCCACUCAUGUCUACAGCUCCGUUGCAUAAAGUUUAUCAAUUGGUUAGAACUGUUGCACCGUAAGUGAUGUUUCUAAUUGGCAGAAAAUUUAUUUUAUAUAUGUAUUUUUUUUCCAGACCACUCAUUCAAGAUCGUUAUAUGAAACCAGAAAUUGAUGCAGUCGUUGAAAUGAUUCGUGAAAACAAGGUGAGUUUUUCUUUUCUUCUCGUUUUGUAUUUGUUGCUAAAUCAUACAAAAACAAAAUAAAUUCCAGAUCUGGGAAACUGUAUUGCCACAUCUUGAAACUCUUGAAGCUAUGGAGGAGCUCGAUCCAGAUGCGCUUCGUCAAUUUGCCAAAACUCCAACAGGAAUUGUUCAAGAUCGCAGUGCAUUAUUAUCUAGUGGAGAAGAAGAAGAGGAGGAAGAAGAAGAAUAA
Molecule: messenger RNA, 2543 nt
Organism: Caenorhabditis angaria
Lineage: Eukaryota; Metazoa; Nematoda; Chromadorea; Rhabditida; Rhabditidae
Source: the annotation of a GenBank genome assembly